Molecule: messenger RNA, 2428 nt
Organism: Physcomitrium patens
Lineage: Eukaryota; Viridiplantae; Streptophyta; Bryopsida; Funariales; Funariaceae
Product: ammonium transporter 1 member 1
Biological process (GO): ammonium transmembrane transport; ammonium homeostasis
Cellular component (GO): plasma membrane
Molecular function (GO): ammonium channel activity
Source: RefSeq, a predicted model, not a curated record
AAAGCAGUGCGUCUAGCACAUUUAAGAGAUCCCGACUCGUCAAAGCCAACCUCCGCACUCAACUUGUAUUCCCAGUCUCCCACCCCAUCUGGGAGCACUGUCGAAUAACAGCUUCAGUGUGGCAAUUCAUUGUCCGGGCUGUUCUGCUUUUGUGUCCCCCAUCUUCAAGUAGGAUCUCCAGUGAUGUUGUAUUCUUUAGACGGUAUUUAAUAGCUCUGUGGGAUAUCGAAGGCCGGGAGCACAAGGGAGAGGAGGGUUCGAUGACAAGGAGUAGUGUUUGACACCACAGAAUUCGCGUAAGGGUUUGAGCGGUAGAGUGCGAAGACUUAACGAUGUCGAUUUUCGGGUGUCAAGAUGGCGACCUGGCAACCAUCCAGGGGUUCCUGGGUGCGGUGCCGAACGCCACCGGGUUGAGCUCGUUUCUGUGCGAUAAGCUCAACUUGAUCGAUGGGCGCCUCGGCUCCACUAAGCUGGCGGUGGACAAUACGUAUCUCCUGUUCUCCGCUUACUUGGUGUUUGCCAUGCAGCUGGGCUUCGCCAUGCUGUGCGCCGGUUCCGUGCGAGCUAAAAACACCAUGAACAUCAUGCUCACCAACGUCCUGGAUGCUGCUUGCGGUGGCAUUUCCUACUACGUGUUCGGAUUUGCCUUCGCAUUCGGGUUGGGAGGCAAGACCAACGGCUUCAUCGGCCACUUCAACUGGGGCCUGAACGGAUUUCCCAACGGCACCUUCGAUUACAGCUUCUUUCUGUUUCAGUGGGCGUUCGCAAUUGCGGCUGCCGGUAUCACAUCCGGGUCGAUUGCGGAGCGGACGCAGUUCGUGGCGUACCUGGUGUAUUCGUCGUUCCUGACGGGAUUCGUGUACCCGAUUGUGUCUCACUGGCUGUGGUCGGCGGAUGGAUGGCUGUCGGCUUCCAAAACUGUCGGUCCUGGUGGACUUCUGUUCGGCAGCGGUGCGAUCGACUUUGCGGGAAGCGGUGUGGUGCACAUGGUGGGGGGCGUUGCUGGAUUCUGGGGCGCCCUGAUUGAGGGACCUCGCAUUGGGCGGUUCGACAAGUCUGGGAACUCCACCAAUUUCCGUGGCCACAGCGCGACGUUGGUGGUGUUGGGAACGUUCCUGUUGUGGUUCGGAUGGUACGGGUUCAACCCCGGUAGCUUCCUGACGAUAUUGCAGCCAUACGAGGGGGUAAAGGGCCACUGGUCUGGCGUGGGCAGGACCGCGGUGACGACGACGUUAGCAGGAUGUACCGCGGCCGUGACGACGCUGUUCGGAAAGAGGUUUCUGGACGGGCACUGGAACGUGCUGGAUGUGUGCAACGGGCUGCUGGGCGGGUUCGCGGCGAUCACUGCGUCGUGCUCCGUGGUGGCUCCAUGGGCGAGUAUCCUGUGCGGGUUCGGGUCUGCGUGGGUGUUGAUCGGGUUGAACAAGCUCGCCGCCCGGUUGCACUUUGACGAUCCUCUGGAAGCUGCCCAGCUUCAUGGUGGUUGCGGAGCGUGGGGUCUGCUGUUCGUGGGUCUGUUCGCUGAGAAGAAUUACGUGAACCAGGUGUACCAGACCACUUUCGACAGACCGUAUGGCUUGUUCAUGGGAGGCGGUGGCAAGCUGCUUGCGGCCCAAAUCAUCGAGAUCAUCAGCAUUGCCGCAUGGGUGACGGUGACGAUGGGUCCGUUGUUCUAUGGGCUUCACAAGUUCCGGUUGCUGCGGAUCACACCCCAAGACGAGAUUGCGGGCAUGGACGUGACAAGGCACGGAGGAACGGCGUACAUCCACCAUGACAAUUCGGAGCACCAUCUGCAGAUGCACACUAUCAAUGGUCAAAAGCGGACUGAUAAUGAUCAGAUGCCAAUCUAAGUUUGUCGUCCAAACUGAGGGCACUGAUAUGAACUGGAAAGUACUCGGCUAAUUAGCUGACUAUGCUUUGAUAACCUCCGCGGCUUCCCUGCUCCGUGGCAUCGAAUUAGUAAUGUUUCUCCAGACUACAUAUAUCUGUAGGUAGCGCUUUAGAUAAAUGACAACAUCUUUUGAUUCUGCUGGCGUCGUGCAUCAAAUUAAAGGGCAGUGGUUUGUUGUACUUUAGGCUAAUUUGUGUAGGUCAAGCAUUUGAGGUGGCGGUUUACCUUUGAGUGGAAAUGGAAUAGUUAGAUCAGUUUCCGUGGGUGGUAGUCGCCUGUGAAAAUGCCCAUAAGAAAUGUCAUUUGAUUUCCAACAGUAUCGUUAGAAUUGAGUAUGAUCUACGUCUCUGGAAAUGAAUUUACGGCAGCUCACGCUGAGAGUAGUCAAGCAAUAGAUUUACUGGAGUAGAACUGGAGUUGUCAACAGCAGUUUGUGCACUUAUCCAGCCACAUGUAUCAGCACUAUGUUGACCACAAUCCAAAUUAUACAAUUGAAUUUUAUGUUAGGUCUAUUAGGUUCCUAUCAAAGCUUAUUUU